AUGGACACUGAAGAAGACCCUCCUCAAAACCAAGCCAAAAGACAGAAAUGCUCGGCGUGCUAUAAACAAUAUAAGAAGAAAGAACAUCUUAUUCAGCACAUGAAAACCUCUUACCACUCCAUCCAUCAGCCGCAAUGUGCGAUCUGUAGAAAGCACUGCAAAUCUUUUGAAUCGCUGAGGGAACAUCUCAUGGGACCUUUGGCUAAAGGAUUUUGUUCGGCGAUUUUCUCACAUGAGGGUUGCAAACUUUGUUUAACACUAGCUGAUAGUCCUGCUUCUCUCAAUGAGCAUAAAGAAACUUGUCAACUAACCGCACCUGUUCCUCUUGGCACAAGUGAAUUUCCCUAUACAGACUCCAAUAUCGAUUUUCUGGAUUCUUCUGAUGAAAACGAUGCUGACUGGCGUCCUAAAGCAAUUGCAUUGGACUGUGAAAUGGUUGGUGGUGGAAGUGAUGGAUCACUGGAUGUUUGUGCUAGAGUAUGCUUGGUUGAUGAAGAUGAGAACUUAAUCUUGCAUACAUAUGUUAAACCUCGAAUCCCUGUUACUAAUUAUAGGUAUGAUAUAACCGGGCUGACCGAAGAGCAUCUUCGAGAUGGUAUGCCGCUUAAGCAAGUUCGGGAAAAGAUAUUGCAGAUUCUAUACAAUGGAGAGUCCAUUGGAAAAGUUAGAUUGGAUGGUGGAAAGGCCAGGCUUCUUGUAGGGCAUUCUUUGGCAUAUGAUUUGGAUUGCUUGGAAAUGAGUUAUCCUGAUCACUUGUUGAGAGACACUGCAAAGUACCGUCCAUUGUUGAAGACAAACUGUUCCAGCCAUUCGCUCAAGUAUCUCACCAGAACAUAUCUAGGUUAUGAUAUCCAAACCGGAACACACGACCCAUAUGAAGAUUGUAUUUCUGCGAUGAGACUGUACAAGAGAAUGCGAGGUCAAAGCCAUGAGGAGAAAGGUUACGGAAAGUUGACUCCAAGCGACAACAUCGUUGAAAUGUGUGACAGGUGGAGAUCCAAGGAACUGGACAACCUCACUCCAGAUGAACUCUAUGCCAUCUCAGAAUCAGACUAUAGGUGUUGGUGUUUGGAUUUGAAGCCAAAAUUGGCAAAAGCAUAA
Molecule: messenger RNA, 1101 nt
Organism: Lathyrus sativus (Indian pea)
Lineage: Eukaryota; Viridiplantae; Streptophyta; Magnoliopsida; Fabales; Fabaceae
Source: the annotation of a GenBank genome assembly